Podospora pseudopauciseta is the source of this 420-nucleotide messenger RNA. RefSeq lists its product as uncharacterized. Bases 1 to 420 code for a protein of 139 amino acids. NCBI's taxonomy places the organism in Eukaryota, Fungi, Ascomycota, Sordariomycetes, Sordariales, Podosporaceae. The transcript is spliced from 4 exons. The record is from RefSeq and is a predicted model, not a curated record.
AUGGCCCCCAAGAGGAAUAACAACAAGGCCCCCAAGGCCCCCAAGGCCCCCAAGGCUCCAAAAAACCACAAAACCACCUCCAAAGUCAAGAAGGUGCAGGCACCUAUCACUACCCGUGUGACACGCUCUAGGGCCCGUGAGUCUGGGGAGGAGUUGGUGUCUCUUGACAUCCCUACGGUUAACAGCACCGCGGUUACCACUGAGAUCAAGGCGUCCACCGAAACACCUCGUGACUUGGAAUCAUCUCCUAGGAAAUUGGCGAGGAAUGGCCGCGCACCAGAGGCGCCUUCUAGUCCUGAGAAAAUGCCCACCGAGAAACAGACAAUUGAUGAAACGCCUGGGGUGUCUCCUAACUGGGCCGACUCCGAGCGGUACACCCGCUACUCCUCGUCCACUGAAUCAAGCCUCUACAGGUUCUAG